AUGAAUAGUGACGCACUAAACUUGAAAGGAAACAACUUUACUUUCACUUCUUCAGCUAAUAAAGAUGCCACAAAUAACGAUUUAACUAGACAAGGCCAGAACGAGAGAGAUGAUUGUCCACUGGAGUAUGUCAGAAACUCAAAUAAUUCCUUUCAAGGACGUUGUAAAUCAUUGGAUAAGGACGAAAAUAAGGGAUACUGGAAGCAAAAGCGCCAAGAAAAGCGCGCGAAAAAAAGCAAUCUGUCUGCCUCACGGAAAGCAGAACAAAAAACAAAGUGGGAGCUUUUGACCGAGGAUGAGAAAAAUAAGUGUCGUGCUUCAGCUAUAAAAAUGCACGAAGAACGUCGUCACGCCAACGAACUUUUCAUGGUAGCCACCAGACAGCGUCUUGUCGACCCUGAACUUCCUGUAUUAGUGUUCGACCUCAGCUUCGCUUGGUGCAUGAGCUUUGCUGAGACUACGAGCACAAUAUCGCAGCUUAAGUUUAGCUAUAGUACGCUGCGCCGUGCGGGAUUCCCUUUUCGUCCUGUUUUUUCUUCCUUGAUAGGUAAAGAAAAGCAAAACACUGAACAUGAUGCCAGCGCGCAGGCAGAGUUGCUUCAAGCCUCUUUGAUCAAUUUUGAGGGCUUUAAGAGGUUUCCGCCAACCGUUGCCGUUGAUCAGCACUGGUCAGAACUGUUCCACAAAGAGAAGGUCGUAUUCCUCAGCGCUGACGCCGAUGAGAUCCUUGAGGACAUCCAUUCAGGUCACAUUUACGUUAUUGGCGCAUUUGUUGACCACAAUCGUUAUAAAGGACUAAGCAGGACAUGUGCGGAAGCACACGGUGUGCGUGUCGCACGCCUUCCCGUCAAAGAGUCCAUUGACCUGUGUAACCGUUCUGUGGUGCUCACGAUAAACCACCUCGUUGAGGUGCUCAGGUCAUAUGUGCAGCCGGAGGAAGGCUGUGCGCGCGACUGGGCCCGUGCCCUUGAUGCAGUGCUGCCUGUUAGGCGUAUCCAACAGGAGGCGUUGGGCAGCCGCAAGCGGCGGCGACAACAACAGCAAAAUUCAAUAGCUUUUAAGGGGUACGAAGGCCAUGCGGACUUCAAGGGAGUAAACUUUGAUCCGACUUUGUGACCAGUUACCUUUUCCUCUUGCUCUCUGUGGAUCGUUGAUCCGUUUUUUUCGUUCCCUCUGUGCAUGCAUUGGAGUAACGAGGCACUGCUGAUAUCGCAUAAAUGGCACUAUAAUAACAACAAUUUGUAAAGGAAAUAUAAUAUGGAGCGAAUGCUUCACUCAGUCAUGAUUCAUUAGAUUUUCUGCUUGUCGAUAAAUUCAUACUUUAUCCAUUCUAAUUUUUUAUUAAAG
Messenger RNA from Phytomonas sp. Hart1, 1347 nucleotides. Lineage: Eukaryota; Euglenozoa; Kinetoplastea; Trypanosomatida; Trypanosomatidae. The record is from the annotation of a GenBank genome assembly.